Messenger RNA from Porites lobata, 796 nucleotides. NCBI's taxonomy places the organism in Eukaryota, Metazoa, Cnidaria, Anthozoa, Scleractinia, Poritidae. The record is from the annotation of a GenBank genome assembly.
GACAUCAGACAUCAGACAUCGGACAUCGUACACGGGACAUCAGGCGUCACACAUUGGACAUCAGAUAUCGCACACCGGACAUCAGACGUCGGACAUCGGACAUUAGACAUCCGACAUCGGGCCACAGACAUCAGAAAUCGGACCUCAGACAUCAGACAUCAGACAUCGGACAUCAAAUACAGCACAUUAGACAUCAGUCAACAGUCAUCUGAAAUCGGACAUCGGACAUUGCACACCGAACACCAGACGUCAGAUCUCACACAUCAGACAUCAGACAUAAGAUAUCGGAGCUCAGACAUCAGACAUCGGACAUUGAACAUCAGACAUCAGACAUCGGACAUCAGACAUUGGACAUCGGACAUCGCACGUGGCACACCGGACAUCAGACGUCAGACAUCGGACUUUACACAUGAGACUUCAGACAUCAGACAUCGGACAUCAAAUAUCGGACAUCAGAAAUACAUACAUACAUACGAAACUUUAUUUAACUCCGGUUUUAAGCAUAGCCUAAAGGCUAGUAUCUCCAAUGAAUUACACGAACAACAUCACACAUAAACAACAUUUUAACAUGAAAACACAAACUGGUGGUUAGUAAACGUCUAAUUUAUGAUACUAUGGGAAAAAAUGAAAACGCCUAAAUUCCUUCAUACCAGUGGUUCUCCUACAAGAACCAGGAAGCGAGUUCCAAUAUCAGACAUCAAACGUCGGACAUCGGACAACAGACAGCGGACAUCAGACGUCAGAAAUCGGACAUCGGACAUUAGAUAUUAGGCAUCAGGCAUCAGAUAUCACACAU